AAGAACUAGACAACAAGAAAGACAACAUGGCAGACAAUGAGAACGAAACUGAACUUUUAGACUACGAAGAUGAUGAAACCGAAACCACUGCAGAUGGGACUGGUGAUGCACCAGUAAAGAAAGAUGUGAAGGGAACAUAUGUAUCCAUUCACAGUUCUGGAUUCAGAGAUUUUCUUCUGAAACCAGAGUUGCUCAGAGCCAUUGUAGACUGUGGAUUUGAGCAUCCUUCUGAAGUUCAGCACGAGUGUAUUCCUCAGGCUAUUCUGUCCAUGGAUGUCCUUUGUCAGGCCAAGUCUGGUAUGGGAAAGACAGCUGUGUUUGUGUUGGCCACACUGCAGCAACUGGAACCUGUUGAUGGUCAGGUAUCAGUGUUGGUACUAGCACACACCAGAGAAUUAGCUUUCCAGAUCAGCAAAGAGUAUGAGAGAUUCAGCAAGUACAUGAACAACGUGAAGAUUGCUGUUUUCUUUGGAGGAAUGUCCAUCAAGAAGGACGAGGAUGUUCUGAAGAAGAAUUGCCCCCACAUUAUUGUUGGUACACCUGGUAGAAUUCUAGCCCUCUGCCAUUCCAAAGUCCUCAACCUGAAGAAUGUCAAGCACUUUGUUCUUGAUGAAUGUGACAAAAUGUUGGCAGCUCUUGACAUGAGGAGAGACGUCCAGGAAAUCUUCCGCAACACCCCCCAUGAAAAGCAAGUGAUGAUGUUCAGUGCUACACUUAGCAAGGAAAUUCGAGCAGUCUGCAAGAGAUUCAUGCAAGAUCCAAUGGAGGUCUACGUGGAUGACGAUUCCAAACUGACUCUCCAUGGUCUCCAACAGCACUAUGUCAAACUGAAGGACAAUGAGAAAAACAGAAAGCUGUUUGAACUGUUGGAUGUUCUGGAAUUCAACCAGGUCAUUAUCUUUGUGAAGUCAGUGCAGAGAUGUAUGGCUCUGGCACAGCUGCUAGUAGAGCAGAAUUUCCCAGCAAUUGCAAUCCACAGAGCAAUGACACAGGAAGAAAGAUUGUCCCGGUAUCAGCAAUUCAAAGACUUCCAGAAGAGAAUACUGGUGGCCACAAACCUGUUUGGUAGAGGAAUGGACAUUGAAAGAGUCAACAUCGUAUUUAACUAUGACAUGCCAGAAGACUCUGACACUUACUUGCACAGAGUGGCUCGUGCAGGUAGAUUUGGAACAAAAGGUCUUGCUAUAACAUUUGUAUCAGAUGAAACGGAUGCUAAAGUACUAAAUGAAGUACAAGAAAGAUUUGAAGUAAACAUCACAGAGCUGCCAGAUGAGAUUGAUAUAUCUUCGUACAUUGAAGGACGUUGAACACCUAAGAGACUUGAUCUGUGGAAAAUGAAGAAUCAUGAAAUUUGAACAAUUUGCAAAGGCCUUGUCUUUUAUAGGUGGGAGUUAAUCUCCGUUUUCAGAACAUCAUUUAUUUCAUUUUGUAUCAAAUAACAUGCUGUGAAGUUGUACCUUGAGGAAACUUGUUUUUCUCUAAAGAGACGUUAACUCUUUCUAUGAAGAGACAUUAACUAUGAUAUAGUAUUUUGGUUGGUGUAAAUUCACACAGGAUGUACUGUGAUAUGUUUUAGUGUAUGUAAAUAAAGUCAUUUCAUUUUUUUUA
Magallana angulata is the source of this 1608-nucleotide messenger RNA. RefSeq names its product spliceosome RNA helicase DDX39B. The record is from RefSeq and is a predicted model, not a curated record. Bases 27 to 1307 code for a protein of 426 amino acids. Gene Ontology annotation, biological process: mRNA splicing, via spliceosome; mRNA export from nucleus. Lineage: Eukaryota; Metazoa; Mollusca; Bivalvia; Ostreida; Ostreidae. Gene Ontology annotation, molecular function: ATP binding; RNA binding; RNA helicase activity. The transcript is spliced from 10 exons.